Molecule: messenger RNA, 1747 nt
Organism: Nicotiana tabacum (common tobacco)
Lineage: Eukaryota; Viridiplantae; Streptophyta; Magnoliopsida; Solanales; Solanaceae
Product: dirigent protein 17-like
Source: RefSeq, a predicted model, not a curated record
GACAUAUAGGGCGUAGGGGACAGUUUUGGCUAAAAAUUGGGACCUAAAUUCCGGUAGAUUUUGGCCCGCCGCCUUCAAAAUAGCUCUCCGGCGUCAAAACUCAAACGCUCUUCUCUCCGUCUCUUUCUGCGGCGAACGCUGCCCCUGUCUCUCUCUCUCUCUCUCGCCGUUGAAAUUGAAUUGUGAUAAGCUUCUUUAUAUGACAGAAAAUACUUGGUCAUCUUUUUAUAGGGUUGAUUAGAAGGAUUUCUGGAAAUGGAUUUUACAUGUAAAGAAAGUGAUGCUGAGGAGUCUUUAUCACCUGGAGUAUUUGAGUUACCUGGAGAGCCGGCUGUCGUUAUUAAUGGGCUACCUCCCACUUCUUCAAGUGCUGACACCGUUUUACCCUGUCCAACAGUUACUGAUGCAGAACCACGUAAGAAUUCUGGUUUUGGUCAAUGGCUUGAAGGAAGAGAAGUUCGCAAGUUGUUUGGGGACAAGUAUUACUUUGGGAAAGUUACUGAAUUUGAUGAGGAAGUUGGUUGGUUCAGGGUGAAGUAUGAAGAUGGCGAUUUCGAAGAUCUUGAGUGGCAUGAGUUGGAACAAAUUCUUCAGCCUUUGGACAUUACUAUUCCGUUGAAAACAUUAGCCUCAAAGAUCAUUAAGAGGAAGCAGAGAUCUACUCAGAAGUCUGGAAAAUCUGAGGGUAGAACUCGAAAUCAAGGUGUAAAACUGAAAAAGACAGUGUAGAAAAAUGUUAUUUCUUGAAGUUAUGUGAGAAACUCUUGGCAUGUCAGACGUGGCAUAGUAUGUUUAGUUCCCAUGGAUAGAACAGCAUAUUUUCCAGCUUCAUGAGCAAGCCAUGAGAAUUUUGAAACAUCAUGUAGAGAAUGGUAGGUAGGUAUAGUCUGGUGAAUUGAGAAUCUCUUUAGUUAUAUUGACUUCAUUUAGCACAUUCAUUCAGUCUCGUCUACAUUAGUCCGAAGGCAUCAUUUUUGCAAAUUUUGGUUGUGUAUCAAGUGAAGAAUUGGUCCCCAAUUUGCUUGGUUGUGUCAUCUCCGGGAGUUCAUUAUUUUUAGAGCUUAGGUUUCUGGAAAGUCGCAUAAUAUGGACUUCAGUGGUUGGAUACUGCGUAAAGAAUGGGGAUGGUGUCAAUAAGAUGCAGAGGACUGAUGGCUCUACAAUAGCUGGGACGAGGUUACUGAUGGACAUUUGCUUAUCCAUGCAAGGUUUUAGCCACAUCUUCGCCUCUGGCUUGUAAUAGUGGAUGCUUUUGUUGGGCUUGAACUUUCAUAUUGCGAAGGCCUAAUGAGAUUCAAUGACUUUUCCAUAUGCUUCAUGAGUUGGGCCUCCAAAGUACUUUCAAUGGCAUUUCCUUCAUAGGCCGAUGUGCCAAGAAGAGUUAGUUUUAUCCGAUGUAGAAUCACAGAGAUCUUGCCAUCAAUGUUAUGGUACAUAAUGGAUGCCCCUACUCACACGCUUCAUGCCCAUGCUUCUCACAUCGAGUAUGUGAGGAAGCCUCUGCUUGCUGAAGUUAUGAAUUUUAAUGACAACAACUUAGAUAGUUGGUUUGGAGACUCUCUGUUGUAACACUUUUGAUCUACAAACUCCACCAGGUUGUUCAAGUUCCGCAGAAUGCCAAUGUCUGUGCUGCAGUAGGGCGUAUGCAUGACUCCAUGCCUAUUGUUGUUUCUUAUUUUUACUGCUAGUCGGAAUUUGGCGUUCUAAUAGCCGUUGCUUAGUACAUUUAGCUAAUUUUUCUAGUCGA